Molecule: messenger RNA, 3250 nt
Organism: Phialemonium atrogriseum
Lineage: Eukaryota; Fungi; Ascomycota; Sordariomycetes; Cephalothecales; Cephalothecaceae
Exons: 1
Coding region: 164-2752 (862 amino acids)
Molecular function (GO): protein binding
Source: RefSeq, a predicted model, not a curated record
AGACGCUAGGAUCACGACAGCGCCAAUUUUUGCGCGUCCAUCCUAAUAAUAAGUGAGCUCCCCAUUGAUGUUUACAGAACUGCUGUCUCAGCUGCGAAAUUGCCCUCCUCCCCGGCCGCCGUCCGAUUGAUUCCAACGUGUCGCGAGCACUGAUCUAGGGCCCAUGAGACACCGCGGAGUCGUCUGUUCGGCCUGCCGUUCGAAGCUUCUCAUCCAAGGCUCGGGGACUCCUCGACCACGAUGGCAGGCGUCGAGGGACCUCGGGACGGCCGCCCAGGCUGCCGGAGGGACGGAAACUACAGAUAGCACCCGCAAAGCUUCACGGCCAAGGUCGAAAAACCCGGCACCGGCUCGACAUCAGCCCCCAUGGGUCGAGCGGCAGAGGGCUAGACGGGGCAUCGACGAGGUGGAGAGCUCCGGUCCAUUGGCAGUAUUCAGGAAAGUGCUCGAUGCACAGGCGAAAGAAACGGACCGCCCGACUUCUACCACGCCUCCUGCGAACUUGGAACUCUACAAGGACGUCGCGAAACUGGAAGAAAUGCUGGCCCAGUCGAACAUCCCGACGUCGACCUGUUUCCGCUUCUUCGAAUCCCGCAUCUACCCAACCAUCAGCCAGCCGAACAGGAUUAGGGACCGGGUCAGCAAGAGGCUCAUGACUCGGGUAGCUAGCGAGAAGCCGAACGAUUUCGAGUCCGGAGACCUCCCAUCGGUCACGCGAAUCAGCCAGAUCCAACUCGAGCUGGGGCUCCUCGACCCCAAGGCUUGGGCUACAAUGACCACCCGGCUUCUUCAACACAUUUGCCGAAUAAGCACGGCGCCGGGAGAUUAUACAACUAUUGAGAGCUACGAAAAUGCCAUGGCAAGGAGGGUGACCCUCCUCCAAGACCUGAUCGGGAACUGGAAGAUCUUCAACGUGCCACGCAUCGUCGCCCUGCGAGCCGGCGAUGCAGCCAAGGCAGCCCAAGAACCGAGACUCCCUUCGUUGGACAUGAAGACGAUCUCAUGGAACAGCAAGAAGGGCAAGUCGCACUUGUCGAUCGCCGCCCUGUUUCCGCAGUACGCGCCGAACCAGCUGCAGACAGCCACGUAUGCCGCCAUCGCAACGUUUGUACUGUUUUCGGACCCUUACAACAGGACGGAUCGCGUGAUGAGGCAGGAAACGGCCCCCUUCGUCGACGCCGUGGGUAUGAUACUCUCGAAACGGCCUCCCCGGAAGGACCAGCUCGGCCCAAUGUUUGAAGACUACCCCGACCUAUCACAGUACGUCACUUCACGCUGGUCGACCGUCCUGCCCCAGCUGGCGGGACAGUCCAAAUUGCAAGGCGUCGAUCAGAAGAUCAGGGCCAAUCAUGCUGCGCGGGCGCAGACGAUGGAUGGGAUACACCGGCAGCUCGGCCAGGCCCUGAAGACGAGGAGCCUGGAGGCCGUGGACAGGACGUGGAAGGGGUUCUGGGGCGAGGCCACAACCCCAACGCCAGAGCGGGCCGGGCGUCUCCGCAACAGCGCGGAGUUGUUCAACUACUUCAUCAUGGCCUACAUGGGCAUGCGACAGCCCAAGCGAGCCAUCGACGUGUGGAACUGCAUGGUCCAGAUCGGGGUCGUACCGACCCUCAAGACCUGGAACUCUAUGAUCGACGGGUGUAAGAGGGCCCGGAAUCCGGCGGGGCUGAAAGCCGUCUGGCAGCAGCUGAUCGCGGCCGGGAUCGCCCUCGACACUCCAAUAUGGACGGCCAGGAUCGCCGGGCUGAUCGAGCUCGGUGAGCCCGAGGCGGGACUGGCGGCCCUCGACGAGAUGGCCAGGCUGUGGAACGAAAGGGCCGCGUCGGGGAAGGACUCCUCCUCCGCCGUCCGCCCGAGCAUCGAGCCCGUCAACGCCGCCCUGGCCGGUCUGCUGCGGCUGGACAGGGUCGCCGUGGCCAAGAGCCUCCUGGCGUGGGCUGCCAGGCAGGGGAUCCAGCCGGACAUCUUCACGUUCAACACGCUGCUCCGGCCGAUGGUCAGGCAGGGCCUGUCGGACGAGGUGGCCAACAUCUUCACCAUGAUGAAGAACCAGGGCGUCGAGGCCGACGUGGCGACCUUCACGAUCCUCAUCGAGGGCGCGCUGGGCGACAUGGGCGACCAGAGCCCCGAGAGGCAGGUCGAGAUGGUGACGUCGAUGCUGCGCGACGUCGAGGCGGCCGGCGUGGAGGCCAACAUGAUCACGUACGCAAAGAUGGUGCAUGUGCUCCUGCAGCAGGGCGACCGGGCCGGCGAGUCGGUCAAGGCCGUGCUGGCCCACAUCUGGGGCAAGGGCCUGGAGCUGACGUCGCACAUCUACACCAUGCUCGCCGAGCACUACUUCUCGCGCGACCCCCCGGACCCGCAGGCCGUCACCACGCUGAUCGCGAGCCGCCGCCUGCAGGAGAACCGGGACAUCGACCGCGUCUUCUGGGAGCGCGUCAUCAAGGGCUACUGCCAGGUCGGCGACGUCGACCGCGCGCUGCGGCUGUUCGAGCGCCUCGACCGGUCCGGGUCGCGCAUCACCCUCUCGACGCUGUACGAGCUGCUCGUCGCCCUGGUGCGCGCGCAGCGGAUGGAGGCGGCGUCGGCCAUCGUCGACGUGGCGUGGAAGUUCAGGGACCAGCUCGAGCAGGCCGACGUGGCCGACGACGGCGGGAGGUUCUGGAAGCACAGGUUCUGGCACCGGGCCGAGCAGUACGGCCUGCUAAGGGAGUGUCAUCUCGCCUCCUUCCAGGCGGCUAACUCGGCUUGAACGCAUCCCACCUUGGCCCUUUUCUUCUUCUCGUGUACAUACAUAGCCAAAUCCCUUCAGGGGUUAAUUGAUCACAACAAAGUUCAUGUGCCAUUCAAUACAUUACGAACCACCCACAUAUAAGACGCCUCAAACUCCCCGCAAGUACUCGUAUACCAGUAGCGUCCAACGACAGGCACCUCUCUCUCCGUUAUGUGUGCCCCCCGUGUCAUGACUCAUCCAUCUCAUCCCCCUUCCCGGCCUCGUGCCCCGGGCCAGGCCCAAGGAUAGCAACAACCUUCUCCAGCCCCUCGACCUCCCCCCUGCCGACGCUCCGCCCCUCGCCCUGCCACUCCCCAUCGAUGACCUCGCCGCCCCGCCCCAGCUCCAGCCCCCGCACGUUCUCCAGGUGCCUCUUCGUCGCCGUCUCGACGUACUCGAGCCGCUGCCUCCGCCAGCUCUUGUUCCUGUCGCCCCCGGAACCCCCCUCCCCGCCGCCACCGUCCUCCUCCUCCCCAC